This is a messenger RNA of Abrus precatorius (Indian licorice), 363 nucleotides long. RefSeq names its product dirigent protein 9-like. Bases 1 to 363 code for a protein of 120 amino acids. The record is from RefSeq and is a predicted model, not a curated record. Lineage: Eukaryota; Viridiplantae; Streptophyta; Magnoliopsida; Fabales; Fabaceae. The transcript has a single exon.
AUGAACUGGGAUCAGGUGCAAGGGUUCUACCUGGCUAGCUCCUUGGACGGUACUAGCCAGAGCAUUGUGCUGACGCUGUUGCUGCUUAAUGGGGAGCAUCAGGAUGAGGUAGAAGACAUCAUAAGCUUGUUUAGUGUUAACAGAACCGUACCGCCGCAGACUGAGUUUGCGGUGAUUGGUAGGACCGGCAAGUACGAGAAUGCUCGAGGUUAUGCCGUACUUGACUCCUCAUGGAUGACCAGCACACCACAGAUGGAAUCGAUACCAUCCUCCAUUUCAACGCGUGUGGAAUUCCGUAUGGUCGUUAAAAUGAGUUAUGUUCUGUUAUCUAAGUACAAUUUUCUUGCAUCAACAUUUUUUUAA